AUGAAAAAAACGAUGGAGAAAGUAAGCAAAAGCAACUCUGUGUCUGAGACCGAGUCUGACUCCGAGGCGCCGACAGGCUCUUCAAGCAGUGGGAUGGAGGAGACAAGCAAUCUGGAAGGGUCCUCCACUGAGAUUGAGGAGGAGACGUCGAGUGGGAGCGGCGAGGAGAGCAGAAGGGAGAAUCCGUCUCUUACCGUGUUUAUCAAGGGUAUAAGCUAUGAUCUAACGGAGUAUGAUCUGAAGAGCGAGAUGGAGAAGAUAGGGAAGGUUGCCCGUGUCGGGAUUCCGAUGACAAACGACCACAAGCGCAACAAGGGCUUUGGAUAUGUCGAGUUCUGUAAGGAGGAGGACGUGAAGAAAGCACUGAAGCUUGACGGGACUGUGUUUCUUGGGAGAGAGGUUGUUGUGAACAUGGCACACCCGCGGGCAAAUAAGGAGAGACACACGAUAUACGUCUCGAACAUCCCGUAUGAGUGCGACAAGAGGGAUCUAAAGAAGUACUUUGAGGGGAUGGGAGAGGUAGUUGGAAUGUCGCUUCCAUACGACAGAGAUAACAACAGGCUGAAGGGAUAUGGGUUUGUCGACUUCGGCAACAAGGAGGACUACGAGAGGGUCCUCAAGAAGAAGCUGGUUUUUGAGGAUAGUACCAUGUACCACCGGCCGGCAUACAAGAACAACAGGGAGGAUAGAAGGGACUCUAACGGCAGAGGGUUCAAGAGAAGCGAUUCCAACUGGAGCGGGAAGAGGUAUGGGGCAGAGGGCCAGAACAGAAACAAUAAGAAAGUCAAGUUUAACUCUGAUAGUGAAGAAUAA
This is a messenger RNA of Encephalitozoon cuniculi GB-M1, 813 nucleotides long. RefSeq names its product RNA binding domain-containing protein. The record is from RefSeq and is marked provisional. Lineage: Eukaryota; Fungi; Microsporidia; Unikaryonidae. Bases 1 to 813 code for a protein of 270 amino acids. Gene Ontology annotation, molecular function: mRNA binding. The transcript has a single exon.